UACCUCGACGGUUAAACAGCUAUAAAUGAGAUUCAUCGCAUCCGAACUUCUUCGGACCAAUAUAUUUUCGAAUUUAUUUUCACACCAAAGUCUCUUACACCUUUCAUUCUUUUUCAUUUUCCCGCCCCUCUUCUUGGUAGAGAGAAAAAGAACAUAAACUUCUGGUUUUAUCUGCAAAUGACUCAAUUUCUGACCAGAUUUUUCUCCUUUUCGAUGUUAGUAAUAGUCUUGAGGUGUUAUUCAAGUACUGGAAGGGGUGAAAAGGAGAGAACUUUAGGCAUAAUAAAGCCAGAUGGAUUAUCUGGUAACUAUACUAACAGAAUAAAACAAGUUAUUCUGGAAUCAGGUUUCGAAAUCAGUAAGGAAAUGGUGAUUCAACUUGAUGAACAAGAUGCGGCUAAUUUUUAUGCCGAGCACUCUUCCAAGAUCUUCUUUACUGAUCUUAUCAGAUACAUGACUAGUGGUCCGGUGUUAGUUAUGAUUUUAGAGAAGGAAGAUGCGGUUGCUCAUUGGCGAAAUUUGAUUGGACCCACUGAUGCCGGCAAGGCCAAAAUUACUCAUCCUCAUAGCAUUAGAGCAAUGUGCGGGAUAGAUUUAGAAAAGAACUGUAUACAUGGUUCAGAUUCCCAUCAAUCAGCUGAAAGGGAGAUUGCAUUUUUCUUCAAAGAGGCACCUUCAGAUGAAGCAGUCAGAAAACAUGAUGAACUGUAACUGGUAAGUACUUAACGCUGAAGCUAUACAUAAUGGUUAAUUUGUAUUAUAGCCUUUUUUUUCCUUGGGAUUGGUUUCAAUCACCUGGCUUCUCUUCUCAUAAGCCAUUAUAUCUGGUGAAGGCACAACAUUAUAUACACAUUCCCUCCCAUUUGUUUGGCUGUCUUAAAGUGGUCAAUUUUAUUAUAGUGUGAUCGGAUCACCUUGAAAAUAAUUUUAGGCCUGCGAAUUUUUGAGAAAAA
Molecule: messenger RNA, 953 nt
Organism: Gossypium raimondii (Peruvian cotton)
Lineage: Eukaryota; Viridiplantae; Streptophyta; Magnoliopsida; Malvales; Malvaceae
Product: probable nucleoside diphosphate kinase 5
Exons: 6
Coding region: 178-711 (177 amino acids)
Biological process (GO): CTP biosynthetic process; GTP biosynthetic process; UTP biosynthetic process
Molecular function (GO): nucleoside diphosphate kinase activity
Source: RefSeq, a predicted model, not a curated record